Didymodactylos carnosus is the source of this 324-nucleotide messenger RNA. NCBI's taxonomy places the organism in Eukaryota, Metazoa, Rotifera, Eurotatoria, Philodinida, Philodinidae. The record is from the annotation of a GenBank genome assembly.
AUGAAACUCUUCUAUGAAAAGCUCGAUGCUCAUAUUCAAAAUAUGAAUGAAAAAUUUCGUAAUAAAUUUGUAAUUAAACAAGCAAUGUAUGAAGGUAUUGUAUUACCACUGAAAGAGGGAUGGGGUUCACCAAAGUUUAAAUUCUGGGCAAAUUCCAAUUUCAAAUUAGUUACAAUCAGGGAACAACAAAUUGUUUAUGGUGCAAAAAAUAAUCAUCCGGUGGUAACGUACGAACAAAUGUAUUCAAAACUAAAAGAAUCCCAUGAACGAGUUGGGCAUCAUGGACGUGAUCGAACGUGGAGAGAAGUGCGUAGUUUUUCAUAA